GUUUCUAUGAUUUUAUAACAGAGACUACACCGUUUCUCAGAGAAACAGCCAACAAUCUGGUGAGAAUUUGUUAAUUCUGUCAGCUACAAACAUCUGUGUCUUUACCAGCAGUCGUGGUGGUGACGGCCGUUGAUCUCUGGAUUAAGCAACUUUCUGCUACUUGGUUGAUCAAGGAUUCAAAUUCCAGGCCGAAAAAGAAGUAUGAUGUCUUUGAGCAGGACGAGCAGUCCACUUUGUCUACAACGACAAAACUAAGUUGAAUACCUGCUGGAAGCUCAACAAGAUGAGAAGUCCAGAGGAGGAGGAGGAAGCACAGUCGUCCACAUUCAGAUGGGAGCUGAUGAAGAACGACCUGUCUAAAGAUGGACCUCCACAUUUCAGAACUGAACCUGGAGACUCUGCUUCAAAAGGUCAGCAGGUCUUCCAGAGAGUCCAGACUUUGACAUCCAGCUGUGAGUCCACGAAAAGUGAUCAGUCCAAAAACUGGGUUCCACAUUUCAGUCAUGAACCUGGACGUUCUGACUCAAAAGGUCCGCAGCUCAAGCAGAAAGUUCAGUCUUCAGGCUCCAUCUGUUGGUCCAUGAAGAGUGAUCAGUCCAAAAACUGGGUUCCACAUUUCAGUCAUGAACCUGGAGCUUCCCACUCAAACAAAAGAAUCCCUGAAAGUUGUGAUAAGGAGGCGAUGUCCCAUUGUGGUUUGGGUCGGGACGUCCUGAAGGAUCCAGUCUCUAAAAGCUGUGGAUCCAGGUUCUGCAGACAGUGCACCAUCUUAUGCUGGAACAUCACAGAACCUUUAGAUGAACAUCAGAUCAGUGUGAGGAAGAGGUGUGAAUAUGUGACUGAAGAAACCAAUAAAACAGGAGGAAGAACUCCUCUCAACAGGAUCUACACUGAGCUCUACAUCACAGAGGGACUGAGAGAAGAAGUUCAUACCCAACAUGAGGUCUGGCAACUGGAGACAAUCUCCUGGAACAACUUGCUCCACAAUGCUCCAAUCAGGUGCCAAGAUAUCUUCGAGGCUUUAACUGACCAACAUGGAUCCAUCAGAGUGGUUCUGACUAUUGGCAUCGCUGGAAUUGGAAAAACCUUCUCAGUGCAGAAGUUCACUCUGGACUGGGCCGAGGGCUUGGAGAACCAAGACAUCAGUGCUGUGGUUCCUCUGUCAUUCAGGGAGAUGAACUUGAUCAGAGAUGAGCAGCACAGUCUUCUCACUCUCAUCCAACGUUUCCAUCCAACCUUCCAGAAGAUCCCAGCAGAGCAGCUGUCUGUCUGGAAACUUCUCUUCAUAUUUGAUGGUCUGGAUGAAAGCAGACUUUCUCUGGACUUCAACAACAGUCAGGUGGUGUCUGAUGUCACUCAGAAGUCAUCAAUCAAUGUUCUUCUGACAAACCUCAUCCAGGGACGUCUGCUUCCCUCAGCUCUGGUCUGGAUCACUUCCAGACCUGCAGCAGCCAAUCAGAUCCCUCCUUCAUGUGUCUCCAGGGUAACAGAAGUACGAGGCUUCACUGACUCCCAGAAGGAGGAGUACUUCAGGAAGAGAUUCAGUGAUGAAGAUCUGUCCAGCAGAAUCAUCUCCCACAUCAAGGCCUCCAAGAGUCUCUUCAUCAUGUGUGAAGUUCCAAUCUUCUGCUGGAUCACUGCUGUGGUUCUGGAGAACAUGUUCACCGCAAAACAGUUAGAAGAGCUUCCUAAGACCCUGACUGACAUGUACUCUCACUUCCUGAUGGUCCAGACAAAGAGGAAGAAGAACAAAUACCAGCAGGAACAUGAGGAGAAUCCACAGGAGCUGACAGAGGCUGACAUGGAAGUUCUUCUGAAGCUGGGGAGGCUGGCAUUUGAACAUCUGGAGAAAGGAAACAUCAUGUUCUACCAAGAAGAUCUGGAGCAGUGUGGUCUGGAUGUCACAGAGGCUUCUUUGUACUCAGGAGUUUGUACAAAGAUCUUCAGAAGAGAGUGUGGGAUCUUCCAGAAACCCGUCUACUGCUUUGUUCAUCUGAGUGUUCAGGAGUUUCUGGCUGCUGUUUACAUGAUCCACUGUUACAACAACAAGACAGAGGUGAUACAGAAUCUCCUGAAGAUUCAAACAAACAUCUCUACUCUAGACGAGUUUCUUAGUAGGAUCAUGAAGAAAUCCCUGCAGAGUCAAACUGGUCACCUGGAUCUGUUUGUUCGUUUUCUUCAUGGUCUCUCAGUGGAGUCCAACCAGAGACUCUUGGGAAGUCUGCUGGGUCAGACGGAGAACAGUCCAGAAAUUAUCCAGAGAAUCAUCAACAACCUGAAGGAAAUGAAGGCGAAUGACAUGUCUCCUGACAGAAGCAUCAACAUCUUCCACUGUCUGAUGGAGAUGAAGGACCUCUCAGUUCAUCAGGAGAUCCAAGAGUUCCUGAAGUCUGAGAACCGAUCAGAGAAUGAACUUUCAGAGAUCCACUGCUCAGCUUUGGCAUACAUGCUGCAGAUGUCAGAGGAGAUUCAAGAAGAGUUGGACUUGGACAAGUACAACACAACCUUUGAGGGUCGGUGGAGACUGAUUCCAGCCGUUAGGAAUUGCAGAAGGUUUCGGCUUGGGGAUGUGUUGAAACCUUCUGAAGACGAUGAGAACAGAUAUGAACUCUCAGACGCUGACUGUGAAGCCGUGGGAUCCGCUCUGAAAUCCAAGCACUCCCUUUUGACAGAGUUGGACCUGAGUGGGACCAUGCUGCAGGAGUCAGCAGUGAAGGUUCUGUCUGCUGGACUGGAGAGUCCAAACUGCAAACUAGAGAUUUUAAGGUUGGAGAAAUGUAGUUUGCCAAAGAGCAGCUGUGAGGUUCUGAUCUCAGCGUUGAAGUCCAACCCGUCCAACCUGACAGAACUGGUCCUGAGCUGGAAUGAAAACCUGCAGGAUUCAGGCGUGAAGCAUCUGUGUGGAUUUCUAGGGAGUCCAAACAGCAGACUUAAGACUCUAAGGUUAUGGAGCUGCAGUCUGUCAGAGAUCAGCUGUGCUGCUCUGGGCUCAGCUCUGAAGUCGAACCCGUCCUCUCUGACAGAACUGGUCUUGAGCUGGAACGACCUCCAGGAUGCAGGAGUUCUUCAUCUGUGUGGUUUUCUGGAGAGUCCUCGCUGCAGACUGAGGACUUUGAGGCUGGAGAACUGCCGCCUGUCCCAGGUCAGCUGUGAUGCUCUGGUCUCAGCUCUGAAGGCUAACCCCUCCCACUUGAUGGAACUGGACCUGAAGCUAAAUCACCUGCAGGAGGAAGACGUUCAGCAGCUUCUUCAUCUGAUGAAGAGUCCCGACUGCAAACUGGAGACUCUGACAUGGAAGUAAACAGAAUCUUGAAGAAAACGUCGAGCUUCCUGUUUGAAACCCUCAACUUACCUUACAGACAAGAAAAAGUGAUGGAGGAAGAAAAUCCUCUUGUGAUCUGACUUUAGUCUGCAGAAUUUUUAAAUACUUUAUAUUAUAUUUUUAUGAUCUGUUCUUCCCUGAGAUCCUUAUGAUGUGUUGUCAGAAAACUGCAGCUACAGUGAAAUUGUCCUUGAAAAAAUUCUCUACUAAAUAUGUUUUUCUGUUUAUGCUUCAUAGUAUUUUUGCAAAAAGUGUAAAAAAUGUUUCACCAUUAGUUAGAAAAUUAAUAAAAACCUUUUUUAACAGUUUUAAGAGGAGAUGUUGUUGCUUUUAUUGUGAAAACGGCUGAAUAUUUGAGAUUAUGUGUUUGAAUUUUUGUUUUUAAACAACUAUCCCGCUGAAACUUAUGUUUUCCCUUUAAAAUUGUAAUGUUUGUUUACUUGUGUUCUCCUUGUGCAUCUGUGGGUUUUCUCCAGACACUCUGGUUUCCUCCCACUGUCCAAAAACAUCCUUUUAUUGGUUAAUUUAAGACUCUAAAUCAUUCCUAGGUGUGAACGUGAGUGUGUGGGUAUAUGAGACAAAUGAGCAUCCUACGCAGCGGGAACCCCGCCUUCUCCCAGCAGGAUUGGCUCCAGCAGCCUUAAGGGUCCUGAAAAAGAUCUAGUGGGUUUGGAAAAUUAUUGGAUGGAUGUUUCUUAAUAUCUGAUUUAAUUCUGUUUUCCAGUAACAUAUUGCAUAAUUGGGUGAAGUCUCUGAAUCUACAAUAAGUUGACUUGACUGAGACUGAGAUUUGAUAAUAAAAUAAAAAAAAUUUCUCACUGCCUGGUA
Messenger RNA from Oryzias latipes (Japanese medaka), 4150 nucleotides. RefSeq names its product NACHT, LRR and PYD domains-containing protein 12. The record is from RefSeq and is a predicted model, not a curated record. Lineage: Eukaryota; Metazoa; Chordata; Actinopteri; Beloniformes; Adrianichthyidae. Gene Ontology annotation, molecular function: protein binding.